Phaedon cochleariae (mustard beetle) is the source of this 885-nucleotide messenger RNA. Lineage: Eukaryota; Metazoa; Arthropoda; Insecta; Coleoptera; Chrysomelidae. The record is from the annotation of a GenBank genome assembly.
CUCAUAUCAAAUGUCAAAAUAGUCAAAAAGAAAGAAAAGACAUUUCGUUUUCUAAAUAAAUUGUUUACUUUACCACAGAAUUUGGUUUGGACUAGUAUGGUGUUGCAAUAAAUAUAUAAGAAAUAUUUAGUUUUGGACGGCUAAAAGGUUGUGUGCCGUCUGACGAUUGCUUAUAGAUAAUAAGUUCAUCUGUAUUCAUUAAAAUGACUACAGCCGCUCGGCCAACAUUCGAGCCAGCUAGAGGGGGAACAGGAAGGAAUGAAAAGGAUUUGAGUGCCAUUUCCAGACAAUACUCUAGUAGAGAUUUGCCUGGACAUACCAAAUUGAAAUACAGGGAGCAUGGACAAGGUACAGUGGACGAAACCAGGUCACGAGAUUUCCGCAAAGAACUUGAAGAGCGAGAGAGGGAAAAAAGACAUGGAGUUCGAGGAUCUGACCAUAGCAAGAGGCUGAAACUGGACCAAGUACCAGCUGCCAGCUUAGAUGCAGAUGAUCCACUGGAUGAAGAAGAUUCUGACUCAAGUGAUGAUGAUGAUGACACAGAGGCUCUGCUAGCAGAGCUCAACAGAAUUAAAAAAGAAAGAGCUAUAGAACAGGCCAAAAAAGAAGUAGAGAGAAGACAGGAAGAAGAAAGGAUCAGAAUGGAAAACAUCCUGAGUGGAAACCCUUUGUUGACUCAUUAUUCUUCUGGUGGAGGAAAAAUUGAUCACAAAGUUAAAAGGAGAUGGGAUGAUGAUGUAGUGUUCAAGAAUUGUGCUAAAUCUCAGCCAGAGAAAAAACCAAAUGUGUUUAUCAAUGAUUCCUUGCGUUCAGAGUUUCACAAAAAGUUUAUGGAGAAGUACGUCAAAUGAAUAAUCUUGAUAGCUCAGCAAAGCAAGAGAGAAG